AUGGCUACUUCAAGAAUAUUUGUCAAUGGCCUGCCGACCAGCCUCACGGAGGCUGAGUUCCGGAAGCACUUCUCUGCGGGAAACCGCGAAGUCACAGACGUCAAGCUCAUGGCACAACGCCGCAUCGGCUAUGUAGGCUACAAGUCGCCAGAAGACGCCGCAAAGGCCGUCAAGUACUUCAACAAGACCUACGUUCGCAUGUCCAAGAUUACCGUCGAACCGGCAAGAGCAAUCUCAGAUUCUACCUGGACCAAGGCCAACGUCGCCACCCGAGCCGUCGCUACGGAGGAGGGCAGCAGGGCCUUGCCGUCGACUGCCACGUCUGAAAAGGGUGGCACGAAGAAGAGGAAGCGUGAGGACCUGGACCCGUCAGAUCCCAAGCUGCAAGAGUAUCUCCAGGUCAUGGGGAAAGGAAGGGAGAGCCUUGUCGCCGAUGAGACAGCUGUCGAAUCAAGAGGACCUAUAGCGCCGCAGGGCAGUGCGCUUGUGCCCGAGGGGGAGAGCGAUGACGAAUACGUCGAAGUUCCCUCAAGGAAGGAGAAGCUCCGGAAAGUCGAUCAUGCGACGGGAGAGACUGGUGUGGCUCAAGUGACACCGGCGAAGGAGUCAACAUCUCGUAAAGAGGCUGUGGGCGCCCCGGCCGGUGGCGUGGCUGGGGCGUUGCCCGGGUCUACGGCUCCAGAGUCUGCGCCAGCGAACCAAGCAGCUGAUGUGGCAAUGGCUGCGACAGAUGACGACUGGCUGCGUUCGCGAACCAGCAGACUUCUGGACCUGGUUGACCCGGACGACAUCUCGCAUGCCGCACCCAUUGAAAAGGCUGAGGGUGACAGCUCGGCUGGCCAAGAGGUCGGAAAUGACAAAGAGGCUCCGCAUUCCGAAGAGGACGGAACUCGCGAUGGUCAAGACCCUCUCCCACCGCAAGGGCAGGACAAAGACUCAGCUGCUGAAGCUAUUGCGAAGACUUCUCGGCUGUUUGUACGAAAUCUCCCUUACUCCGCCACUGAGGAUGACCUAAGGGAGGAGUUUGAAAAGUUUGGAGGUGUAGACGAAGUACACUUGCCAAUCAAUGCGCAAGGAACAAGCAAAGGAUUUGCGAUGAUGCUGUUUACAAAGGCAUCCGACGCGGUUGCUGCAUUCCAAGCGUUGGAUGGGUCAACGUUCCAGGGGCGUAUCAUCCACAUCAUUCCAGCGGACGCAAAAAGGGAGCAUGGCGUGGACGAUUUCUCCAUGUCUAGUCUCCCGUUGAAGAAACAAAACUUGAUUCGCAAAAAGAAAGAGGCGGCAUCCACCACUUUCAACUGGAACUCGCUCUACAUGAGCCAAGACGCCGUCAACAGCUCCGUGGCGGCUCGACUUGGUGUCUCAAAAUCCGACGUACUGGAUCCAACAUCGGCCGACGCAGCAGUCAAGCAAGCUAUUGCGGAGACGAGCGUGAUCCAAGAGACUAAGGCCUAUUUUGCCGCCAAUGCGGUGGACUUGGAUGCGUUCAAGUCUCAUAAGCGGGGCGAUCUGGCGAUACUGGUCAAGAACUUCCCGUAUGGAACAACCAUGGAAGAGCUCCGCAAAAUGUUUGAGGAGUUUGGUCCAGUUCUCAGAGUUCUGAUGCCGCCGACUGGCACAAUUGCUAUUGUGCAAUUCGCACAGGCCAACCAUGCAAAGACGGCAUUUGGCAAGUUGGCGUAUCGACGGAUAAAGGACAGCGUCCUUUUUCUGGAGAAAGCACCGAAAGAUCUGUUCACUAGCGAGGCACCAGCGGUACCAGUAGCCAAGGCCAACAGCCAGCCAACCGGAACGACCAAACUGAGUGUUAGUGACCUGUUGACGGGCGGCGAUCAGGCAGAAGAGGAAGAAGUGGAGACAACGUCGCUGUUUAUCCGCAAUUUAAACUUUGCCACAACCACGAGCAGACUAGCUGAGGUUUUCAAGGCUCUGGAUGGAUUUGUGUCGGCCAGAGUCAAGACCAAGACCGACCCGAAGAAGCCGGGCCAAGUGCUCAGCAUGGGUUUCGGGUUUGCUGAAUUUCGCACGAAAGCGCAGGCGGUAGCUGCUCUCAAGGUCAUGGACGGGUAUGUUCUGGACGACCAUGCGCUCGGCGUAAAGGCGUCGCACAAGGGCAACGACGCAGCCGAGGAGAGGCGCAAACAGGACAAGGCCAAGAAGGUGGCGGCUACACGAACCAAGAUUGUCAUCAAGAACUUGCCUUUCCAGGUAUCCAAACAGGACAUCCGGACGCUAUUCGGAACCUAUGGGCAGCUCCGAUCCGUGCGCGUUCCAAAGAAGGCUGACUAUACGUCGAGGGGCUUUGCCUUUGCCGACUUUGUGACACCCCGCGAAGCCGAAAACGCACUCAACGCUCUGCGGGACACGCAUCUGCUCGGGCGCCGGCUGGUGCUGGACUUUGCGGAGGCGGAGGCGUUGGAUGCAGAGGAGGAGAUUGAGAAGAUGCAGCGCAAGGUGGGAGGACAGGCGAACAAGGUAGCACUUCAGCAACUUACAGGAGGGGGACGCAAAAAGGUGAACAUUGGCAAUGAAGGGGAGGAAAUGGACUAG
Cordyceps militaris CM01 is the source of this 2550-nucleotide messenger RNA. RefSeq names its product pre-rRNA processing protein Mrd1, putative. Lineage: Eukaryota; Fungi; Ascomycota; Sordariomycetes; Hypocreales; Cordycipitaceae. Bases 1 to 2550 code for a protein of 849 amino acids. The transcript is spliced from 3 exons. Gene Ontology annotation, molecular function: mRNA binding. Gene Ontology annotation, cellular component: nucleus; cytoplasm; ribonucleoprotein complex. The record is from RefSeq and is a predicted model, not a curated record.